AUGCAUUCUGGAGAAGACACUGACCUCGAUGAUAUCCCUCUUGACUCAGUCACUGCUCCUGGCACCAACGUGCCCAGCGAUGGAAUGCCGGCUGCCCCUAAUGACCCAGCUAUGAACAGCUUGCAGGGAGGGGGUGAGGAGAAGCCAGAUCAGUGUGGCUGGCUUUGCUUCUUGAAGGACACCUUAGGAGUGUCUGGAGGAAUGUCCAGAGGGGGUUCUGGCAGGGCAUCAAGGUUGAGGGUGGCAGAGGAUGAGGAGGCCAGGAUUGGCCUCAUCAUGGGUACCAAGGCCACCAUGAGUGUCACCAGCUGUCAGACCAAUGUUGUGGACUUUGAUGCCAAAACAUAUGCCCACCUGCAUCACAUCUAUGGGAGAACCUAUGGCUAUGUGAAGACAAAUGCAAGCCUCCAGUGUAUCAGCUGGUGUGGCUGUGGCACAAUGCUGAUGGUCAAGCACAUGGUUCAAGAUGUCGGCUACUGUAUGGAGGUCUGCACUUCCUCCUGCAUCUCAUGUGUGGACAUGAUCAGAUCUGGUGGUUGUGUGGAGUGCUGCUGUGGCCUUCUGGCCAUCUUUCUCAUCUUUGCUCUCAUUGGCAGUGCUCUUGUCAGUAUCAUGUACAGUGUUGUCCAGAUCUACACCAAGAAUGUGGGGACUGCUCAGGCUGCAGUUGGUAUGGUGACCUCAGUGGUGGCAGUUGGCACUGCCGCUCUCAAGCUCUAG
Messenger RNA from Dacryopinax primogenitus, 720 nucleotides. RefSeq lists its product as uncharacterized. The coding region runs from base 1 to 720 and encodes 239 amino acids. Lineage: Eukaryota; Fungi; Basidiomycota; Dacrymycetes; Dacrymycetales; Dacrymycetaceae. The transcript is spliced from 3 exons. The record is from RefSeq and is a predicted model, not a curated record.